GCAAGGGACACUCUCGAACUUAUCUUAAGGCGCAAAUAGUAAUCAUGUCUGGCAGAGGAAAAGGCGGUAAGGGACUGGGGAAAGGAGGCGCUAAGCGUCACCGUAAGGUUCUCCGUGACAACAUCCAGGGUAUUACUAAGCCUGCAAUCCGUCGUCUGGCUCGCCGUGGCGGUGUGAAGCGUAUUUCUGGUCUGAUCUACGAAGAAACUCGUGGUGUUCUCAAGGUGUUCUUGGAGAACGUUAUCCGCGACGCUGUUACUUACACCGAGCACGCUAAGAGGAAGACCGUCACCGCCAUGGAUGUGGUCUAUGCUCUCAAGAGACAAGGACGUACUCUGUACGGCUUCGGCGGUUAAGAACUCAUUUUGACCCAUCAACAAAGGCCCUUUUAAGGGCCACACAAUUUAUCUAUAGAGCUAUCCUCUGAUGAUACUGUAGCAGUUCCAUAUCUUAAUAUGGGCCUAUUACCCCAGAAUGUCUUUCAACGUUUGAAACAAUUCAUUUUGGUCAGCUACACAGAAAAUGUCAUGAAAGCCUGUGUUGUUCACUUGUUUGGACGUGUAGCCACGAAAAUUUUUGUACAGCAUCAUAUAAGCAAAGGAAAGGUUUCACACCAGUGUGGCUGCACAGCAUGCUUUAUUUUUUUUCUCUCUCUCUCUCCUCCCCACUCUGACAGCAUAUCCGGACAUUGGUAUCACCGAUUUGUCUUUAACCUUCAGAUUUUCAUCACUAUCAUCACCAGUGAGUGUAUGGUGAGUCUGACGUGGCAUCUGAUGGCCAUCUGUUUCUGAUCUGUUCUGCUGCCGCCCGGAAGCUCCGCCCAUCUGCUGUACCCACUCGGCCGUUCAUUUUCAUUCAAGCUCAAUACGUCUGACGUCUAAAAUGUACUUGAUAGCCGUUGUUGUCGUGUCCUUUUAAAAAUGUCAAAAUAAUA
Molecule: messenger RNA, 934 nt
Organism: Corythoichthys intestinalis (scribbled pipefish)
Lineage: Eukaryota; Metazoa; Chordata; Actinopteri; Syngnathiformes; Syngnathidae
Product: histone H4
Exons: 1
Coding region: 45-356 (103 amino acids)
Biological process (GO): nucleosome assembly
Cellular component (GO): nucleosome
Molecular function (GO): structural constituent of chromatin; DNA binding; protein heterodimerization activity
Source: RefSeq, a predicted model, not a curated record